GCGCGCCCAGCCUGGGAAGCCGCAGGCUCCGCGUUCAGUGACCACAGGCUGGUUAUUGUAGGUAGCUGGUGGGGCCCUUGCGUGGCCCAUGGAUGGGAGAGUGGAGAUGGAGAUGUUGAGGACCUUGAAGGGCGCUGCUGCUGGGGAGGUCAGCGUCCACCUGGUUGCCAACGACAGCACUGGCCACCUACCAGCCACCACCUUCAUCAUCCCAGCCAACACCACAACCAUCAGCCUCCCCACCAACACCUUAGAGAUCCCACGGUUCCCCAGAGAGUCCACACGUGCAGGAGGCUCAGAGCGGGUCCCAGGCAGCGAGCCUGUCACAGCCACAGUCCUCCCCCAACUCAGUUCAGGGCAGGCUGGCAACACUGUCCGAGUGCUGGAGUGGAAGGAUGGGGCAACCUCCCUCCCUGGGAGCAACCUACGGCUGCGGAUCAGUGACUACGGGACACUGAAGGUGGUGGGCACAGACAAAAUAACCUCCCCAGAGCUGCUCCGGGAAGACUCGGACCCAGACAGAGCCCCUCAGGGCCCAGUGGGUGGUGGUGAUGCUGCCUCCCAGAUACAGGAAUGCCCUCAGGGGCGCCAAGAUGAGGAAACUUUGGGCCAUUGCCACAUGUGUGGGCGUCAGAAUGUAUCAGGGCAAAUCAGGGGUUUCUGCAGUGAGCAAUGCCAUCGACAAUUCAAAGAACGGUCUGUGAUUGUGGAGAACUCGGGGGGCAGCACCAAUACAUCUGAGCUCCUGAAGCCUGUGAAGAAGAGGAAGAGGAAGGAGUACCAGAGCCCUUCCGAGGAGGAAUCCGAGUCUGAACCUCUGAGACUUCAUCCUAGAAACUGGGAAGAGGCUUAUCUUCCACAGGAGAAACAAGAAGAACGGAAGAGCCUAGAUGCCGAGCCCACUGCUGACACCCCUGAAAGCGAGGAAUGGAGUAGCCAGCCUGGACCUGGUGAGGAGAAGAAAGAUGGGUGGUCGUGGGCUGUGUACCUGGAGGAGCAGAAGGCCAUCGCUGCGCCGCUGGAUCUCUUCCAUGAUUGCCAGGCUUUCCCUCAGAACAAGAAUGGCUUCAAACUGGGCAUGAAGCUGGAAGGAAUUGACCCUCAGCACCCAUCCAUGUAUUUCAUCCUCACAGUGGUGGAGGUUUGUGGAUACCGAAUGCGUCUGCACUUUGAUGGCUACUCUGAGUGCCAUGACUUCUGGCUCAAUGCGGAUUCCCCCAACAUCCACCCUGCUGGCUGGUUUGAGAAGACUGGACACAGACUACAGCCCCCCAAAGGUUACAAGGAGGAGGAGUUCAGCUGGAGCAACUACCUCCGAAGCACUAAGGCCCAGGCUGCCCCCAAGCACCUGUUUUCCAGCCCUAGCAACAGCUCAGUGCCCACAGGCUUCCAGGUGGGCAUGAAGCUGGAGGCUGUGGACCGCAUGAACCCCUCCCUCAUCUGCGUGGCCAGUGUCACCGACGUGGUGAACGGGCGUUUCUUGGUGCACUUUGACAACUGGGACGACACUUACGAUUACUGGUGUGACCCCAGCAGUCCUUACAUCCACCCUGUUGGCUGGUGCCAGAAGCAAGGAAAACCCCUCACACCUCCACAAGAUUAUCCAGAUCCUGAUAGUUUCUGCUGGGAAAAGUACCUAGAAGAGACUGGAGCCUCUGCUGUCCCUUCCUGGGCCUUCAAAGUGCGACCACCCCAUGGCUUCCUCAUCAACAUGAAGCUUGAAGCCGUGGAUCGAAGAAGUCCAGCUCUGAUCCGAGUGGCCAGCGUGGAGGACGUAGAAGACCAUAGGAUAAAGCUCCACUUUGAUGGCUGGAGUCACGCCUACGACUUUUGGAUUGAUUCCGACCAUCCUGACAUACACCCUGUGGGCUGGUGCUCCAAGACUGGCCAUCCCUUACAGCCCCCACUCAGACCCAGAGAACCCAGCUCUUCCUCUCCUGGGGGCUGCCCCCCACUCAGCUGUAAGAGCCCACCCCACGUUAAGACCUCCAAGUACAGUUUUCACCACAGGAAGUGCCCCACGCCCGGCUGUGACGGCUCUGGCCACGUCACCGGAAAGUUCACAGCCCAUCAUUGCCUCUCAGGCUGCCCACUGGCUGAGAGGAACCAGGGCCGAGUGAAAGCUGAGCUGUCGGACACCGAGGCCUCUGCACGCAAGAGGAACCUCAUUGGCUUCACCCCCAGGAAGAAAUCCCGACACCACGGCCGGAUUGGGCGCCCUCCAAAGUACCGGAAAAUCCAGCAGGACGAUUUCCCGGCUUUGCCCCCCGACAACAUGCACCAAUCCUUCUUCAUGUCGGCCUUGCCAGCUCACCCGGGUCGUUCUUUGUCCACAUGCUGGGAGCAACACUGCAAACUUCUGCCGGGGAUAGCAAGUGUCAAUGCAGCAUCGGUGACCAAAUGGACCAUCGAGGAGGUCUUCAGCUUUGUCCAGAUUCUGACGGGUUGUGAUGAACAAGCCAAACUCUUCAGAGAUGAGAAGAUUGAUGGCGAGGCCUUCCUUUUGCUGACCCAGGCGGACAUCGUGAAGAUCAUGUGUAUCAAGCUGGGCCCAGCCCUGAAGAUCUAUAAUGCCAUCCUCAUGUUCAGAAAUGCCGACGAUACCUUAAAGUGACUGUUUUCCUGGGUCAGGACUCCCAGUCAUCGGGGUCCUCCCCUUCCUGCUGACAUCUUCUUCUGGCCCCAGCUCCCCAAACCUACAACCCUAUCCUCUCUCUGUCUUGCCUCUCCCUUUUGGGAGUCUCGUCUAUUUCCAUCCCAGGUUUGGUCUCCAUGUUUCUGGGGUUGGUCCUUAGGGAGUGGGAGUGAAGGGACUUUGGAGAAAAUGCAGUCCCCAACUCCAGAAGCCGAGUUUUCUCCUGAGGUUCCUCGCAAAGGCAGAGCAUGGACUGGAGAUAGGCCUUCCUUCCAAGCUAGCCCAAUAUCUUGGGUCCAGCUCUGUGCCCACACAUUCUAAAGUUGUUGUGGGCGUUAUUGGGUGCUGGGGGAGGUAGGGACAGGACUUUUGAUCAGGGAAUACCUGGAAUGGCUGUAAUCACAUGGUCCCUCAAAUCUCCUCAAUAACUCUCCCUGGGACUUUCUUUUUUGGCAACUGGACUUUUUCAGAGCAGUCAAGAGCAACUUUUCAAAAGCUUUAAAAGCUUGGCAGAAUGGGAAGCAUCCAAGAGGAAGCAUCUUCUUCUGACAUAAUUUUUCUGAAGUCUUCACCCACUUUUCUCUCCUUGUCAGAUUUCCUAUUCUAUUCAGUUGGCCCACCCAUUUACUACAGCUUCCCUCUUCUCCUUCAGCCUUAGCAAAGGCCUCAGCUCCUUUUCUGUCACUGGUGACCCUGCCUGACCACAGGCCUGGCUCCCUGGGCUAGGCCAUCUCUGCUGGUAGAGCCCACCCAGGCCUGACCCAACUCCUCUUUUUUCCCCUCUGAUAUUCUAAUCCACAGGGAGAUUUGUUUUUAGAGGAUCUGUGGCAAAUCCCUCAUUGCCUUCCUCCCCAUUGCUGAGGAGGUCAGAAUUUGAGCCAAGAUGCCUUUUUUGAACAUGCCUUGAGUACCAACCCUGGGCUAUGUGAUGUUCCAAAUUCCAGUGCCAAGGUCCCAGCCCCAGGGUUUGGGAGACAGUCUAAGGUCUCUUUCAAGGCAAACAAAGGUUUAGAUAAUUUUUUUAGACCACUCCUUUGCUUUUCCAACAUGCUCUCUUCUCAUUGGCUAAAGUUCCCACCAUCCCACCACCCCCAAGCAAAGGAGCUUGGGAGUGACUGCUAGUGAGAGAGAGGUUGGCCUAGCUCUUGCAGGACAAUCUCUACCAAAUCCCUGAGCAGCUCGUGGGGCCAGGGGAAGGGUCAGGUUCCCAUUUCUGCAAUCGCUGCCCCUCCCUGCCCCCCAAGGAUGGGGAUGGGCACUCUCAUCAUGUAACACCAGCAACCUGUCUUCACUGCUACAUGUCUACAAUCCACUUUGGUGUGUGGGUCAAACUCAUGCUAGGCUUCCCAUGGAAAUGUCGCAUUUUGACUCUUUACUACUGAAUAUGUGGGGUCACUUCUGACCUGUCAUUUACAUAUUUGCUGCUUGCUCUUCAUGAGAAAUUUUUAAAAAGAAGAGAUGUUGGGGGUGGGGGGAGGCUGUGAGUGUGUGUGUAUGGGGGCGCAUGUAGGCAAACUUUUCUAUCUUUUUUAAUGAGUUCUCUGGCAUCUGUCCCUUCCUCAUAACUGUCCUUCCUCUCUGCCACUGCCAAACUGUUUCCUACAAGGGUGGGGACUCCUGGGAACCUAGCCCUUCUCUGCUUCGGGGUGAGGGAGUGGGGAGAGGAGAGGGACCCCUGGCCCUGAGCAGUCACUGCCAAACCUGCCCUUUGACCCAGAUGGCACCAACCCUUUUCCUGAGAAGGGGACUAGGCUGGAAUGGUGGGAUUCCUUUGAUUCCGGCCUUACCGGUGAGGAAUUUUGAGAAUGUGGGCAAAAAAGACUCUCUUGGGUCCAGAUCCUUACUAUGAGCCCUCCUUGUGGUCCCCAUCCUGAGUACUUCAGUGACUCGGAGCUCUUUGCCAAGGGAAACAGACCCCUGACCAGAGGAAGCCCUGUAUCUACCUACCUUGUACUAGAUGGGGAGGGCAGGGGGAGGACACCAUUUUUUCACCUUCUUCUGGGGGCCCACAGAGUCAGCCUCCAAGGAGAACAAAGGCAAACCCAAGACCAUAAAGUAUAUAUCUGUCCAUAGAGCACCAGCCUUGGCCCUGCUGGGGUUACAGGCUACCGUCCAGAACCAGUGGCUCAGUGGGAAGGGGCCCAAGGGCUGGGCUUCAGGUAGGACGAUUACCUGCCCCACACAAGCUACCCCAGCCCCAAUCUAAGCAGACCAGCUCUGCUCUGGCCCCUGGAUCUGCUCAGGCUCUGCCCUUUAAACAUGUUGAAUGUGUCGUUGUAGAGGGGAGUAAAGCCUGGAUGAAGUGGACCAGGGGGAGAGUGGAUGUAGCUGUCUGUGUGUUGUGAGCAUGUUGGGGGUGGGGGGUGGGGAGAGGGGAUCAUGUGUGUAAGGGAAAUAUAUGAGUGGAUGAAAUUGUGUAUAAUGUGAACAUGGGAGAGAUGGGGAUAUGAUCUGGGGGUGUGAUAUCUCUGUGUAGGGGACCCAUAUACAGUAUCUGUGAAGUCAUGUCUAUCUGCAUGGUGUGACCACAUUAGCUGAAAUGUGACCGGUAGUUGAGCGUUCCCUGUGUGCGUGUGUAUACAUGUAUGUAUGUGGAUGGAGAGGUAAAUGAGUAUGGAAAGCACCUGUGAGAGCAAUGUUAUCUGUAUAUAGUAUGAGUGUGAGUGUGGCCUUUGUAGGCAUGUGAAAUGUGUGUGAUAAGAUUGACACAGGGUUGUAUGGCUAUAUGUAAUAUGAAGAAUACGAGGACGUAUGUAUUGUGAAAAUGGAUAACAUGUGGGGAGGGGAAAGGAGGGUGAUAUGGAGGGGUACGUGAGCCUAUGGGUAGGAAUUUCGGAGAGUUUAUUUUGUGGAGGUGGAGAGGGUGUUGUGUCUGUGUGUGGUAUGGAAGAGAAGCUAGUAUAAACACAGUGAGAGAGGUAUGUGAGUGUGUGGGUGUUAUGUGUGAGGGGAUAUUGUGGUUAAGUGUGUGAUAUGGAAAAGAUGCUACGAGCAUGUGGAGCUGGGGGACGUCUUCGGGUGUAAGGAGCCCUGACCAUAGGUGCUGACCUGAAAGGCCAUUUGCCCAGGACAAGGUCAGGACUUAGGGAGAAAGUUAAGGGCUAUUACAAUUUGAAUUUUUUUUUCUUUCAAAACAAAACAAAGACAAACCCAAAGCAUUGCCCAUUCCCACCCCCUCACCCCACCAAGGUGGAGCCAUGCUAGGGUUCGCUUGAAGCUGGGGAAGCUGAAAUGAGAGGCCCUUGGGCCCUCAGUCUGCAAGUUGCAGAGAGCCAAGCAGAAGCAGAAGGACAUUCUUGUGGAUGCAUAGGGUGGAGGGUUGGGAAUGGGACCUCUGGAGUCACAGAGGAGCCUUUCUUGGGGAAGAGAGGAGGGGGUCCUUGGGCAAAUGGGGCAGGUCCUAGGGAACUGUGGGAAAGGGUAUCCUGGUGCCACCUGCAUCACUCCCUCAGAAGGAUGAGAACUUGCUGUUGUCUUUGUCUAUGGUGCUACAGCGACUACUGCUUAUCCUGACCAGGGACUCUAAAGCCAAAGGCAUUUUGGGAUGGGGUGAGGGGGGCUGGAAAACGAGCUGCAACAGCUUGCCCAGAGUGACUUGGGACUUACAGGACCUGGCAGGAGCCCCCACUUCUGGGGUUUCCUCUUUGGUGGUGAAGCUCUUCCCCAGCUGAUGAGGCAGCUUGGUGCCUUGGUGGGGGAGGGUAUCUCGUUUCGUCACUGUCCUGCCUGCUCUCCACUCCCCCCCCCCCACUUCUCUGAGUUCGGCUGUCUGGGGCUUGUGCCAGCUGAAUCACUCAUACCCCAUUACCUCUGCAUUACUGCUCCAAAGUGAAGAGAGACCUCAGAACCCAGCCCUGGAAGACGGGUGACUCAUUCCAAAAGGGCAUGGCUCUAAAGUCCUUUGGGGUGAUGGGGCUGAGUUUUGUCAAGGCCACGCUGGGGCAAAGAGGGCAAGCAGGCUGACUGACCCUCCUGUAAUCUGGUUCUUGGGCCUGGCAUUAUUUUUUCUAGUCAUGACUCUGUUAAAUGGAGAGAAAUGCUCUUUCACCCCCUGCCUUGAGGCAAAAUGACUGGUGCUAGGUUAGCCUCUCCAGGAACCCUAGGUGAGGUGCUAGGACGGUAUUUGUUUCCACUGAGGGAUGAAUCUGCCAGCAAAGACUUGUGUAGUUUGGUUGUGGAGAAAGUAAGAGGAGCCAGGGACUCUUGGAGGAAGAGGCCCUCACCUCUCCAAACCUGGAAGCAUCCAUACUUCCUGCAUCAAUGUCAAGCACUUUGGAGUGGAAGAAAAAUCACAGAAGAAGAGAAAAUUCAGCCAUUGCCUUCUACCCCUCCAGGAUGAAAUCUUUGCACUUGGAUGUGGGGGAGGCAAUGGAGGCUGUUUCUGGCCUAACUUCUUUUACCCCUCUCCUCACAUCCCCCCACCCCCAC
Molecule: messenger RNA, 7063 nt
Organism: Phascolarctos cinereus (koala)
Lineage: Eukaryota; Metazoa; Chordata; Mammalia; Diprotodontia; Phascolarctidae
Source: RefSeq, a predicted model, not a curated record